Populus trichocarpa (black cottonwood) is the source of this 630-nucleotide messenger RNA. RefSeq names its product beta-glucosidase 16. NCBI's taxonomy places the organism in Eukaryota, Viridiplantae, Streptophyta, Magnoliopsida, Malpighiales, Salicaceae. Gene Ontology annotation, molecular function: beta-glucosidase activity. The coding region runs from base 1 to 630 and encodes 209 amino acids. The record is from RefSeq and is a predicted model, not a curated record. Gene Ontology annotation, biological process: carbohydrate metabolic process. The transcript has 6 exons.
AUGCCAAGAUCAACCCAGAAAACUGCUACCAGCUUAUCCUCUAAUCCUGAUGGCAUGGUUCACAGUAGCGAAGAUGGCUUGAAGGAUUCCAACUUGGCUGCCAUUAAUCGUAGCAACUUCCCGGCAGGUUUCAUAUUUGGGACUGCAUCAUCUGCUUAUCAGUAUGAAGGUGCUGCAAAUGAAGAUGGUAAAGGACCAAGUGUAUGGGAAACCUUCACUAAAAACUUCCCUGCCAAUUUGGAGAUAACCAUGAAUGAGCCACUGACCUUCGCUACUGACACUGGUACCUUGGAGUGGGUCUCCUCUGAGUGCAUUGGUGGUGUUUCUAGCACUGAGCCAUAUAUAGUAGGGCACAAUAUGCUUCUUGCUCAUGCAGCUGCAGUCCAAAGGUUUAUGGAGCCUUUAAAAUCUGGUAGAUAUCCAGUUGAAAUGGCCAGCUACGUUCAAGAACGACUGCCUCAAUUUUAUGAAGAACAAUCUUUAAUGCUUAAAGGGUCUCUUGAUUUUAUUGGAAUAGAUUACUAUACUUCAACUUAUGCAAGUGAUAUUCCUUGCAAUACUGAAAAUUUAAGCUAUUCGACGGACUAUUGCGUUAACCUUACAAGCGAACGAAAUGGAAUUCCAAUUUGA